Molecule: messenger RNA, 2553 nt
Organism: Mugil cephalus (flathead mullet)
Lineage: Eukaryota; Metazoa; Chordata; Actinopteri; Mugiliformes; Mugilidae
Gene: p2ry8
Product: P2Y receptor family member 8
Exons: 3
Coding region: 1046-2041 (331 amino acids)
Biological process (GO): positive regulation of Rho protein signal transduction; phospholipase C-activating G protein-coupled receptor signaling pathway
Cellular component (GO): membrane
Molecular function (GO): G protein-coupled receptor activity
Source: RefSeq, a predicted model, not a curated record
AUACAGCAGUAUUUUAGUGGGUGUGGACUAGGCAAACUGUUUCGUAAGUGACACUGCAGGGACAUUACGCCAAGGCUAAAGAAAGGGUUUUUCCCUUGUAAAUGUUAGCCUGAUGACUCUGAAAACAAUAAGCUUAUGAGCUGGUGGAGGGUAUUUUACCAUUGUUGUGGAUGAUGCAGAGCGUUUACUUCAUCCUCUCUGUUUCAUUAAUCAGAGCCUCAAAGAUGAUGUUUCUCACACUUUCGUAAGAUAAAGAAGAACUAUCAUGAUCAACAGGAAACCAGCAGCAUGAGAGAAUGCGACAUUCACACACACACACACACAAACACACACAUCCCUUAAAUCCUGUUGAAAGUUGAAAUCUCGCAAUCUCACUUCACACAAUGUCACAUGCAUAAAAUUCACAUGGAUAUUUUUGACUGCGUGUUGUUGGAUGUUGUUGGCCUUAAAAAAAAAAGGAAAAAAAGGAUUUAAUCACCUUUAUUCGUUACAAUCGUGUCACAAACAUCAGUUUGUUGUCUUUGCUGAAAUCACGGCAGCACUUUUUGCCAAAGCGAAAGCAGCAAUUUGUGACACCGCUGGGAAACCCCAACUCUUUCAAAGGUCCCGAUUUAAUUUUUGUUUUUUCGUUCUGGUUUCUUGUAAGUGCUCUCUCUCUCUCUCUCCCUAGUGCUCAGUACAUUUUCGCUUAGGGUUGUGGGGAUUUCGAAAAUGAUUUUUAUUUGAGUUGAAAACCGACGAGAAGAUGUCCGCUCGUGAUCGUGAUGUUGUGAGAACGGUGUUCGGAGUCUGAAACAUGCCUGCCGUUUCCACAUCAAUUCAAGACUGAAUGUGCCGGGUGGCCGUUACUGCAGUUGGUAGCAUGUCAGAUUGUCACAUGAUCCAUUUCCUCUCUCACUGUGGCACUGUAACAAGUUCAAACCACCAAGUUCCUUAGCCACAAUAUCUGUGCCCCUAUCUGCAACUGACACUCAUAUGCCUACCUGCCUCCAGCCUCGUCGGAUGCCGUGUUCCCUGUGGUGGCAAAAGUCCUUUCCCUGAAAUCAUGACUGGGAAUUCGAGCAGCGCUAGCAGGCUAGACAACGCCACCCUGCUCAUGUUUCAGAAUGUAAACGCCAGCAUUGCCAUCUCCAUCGUCUACAUGAUCGUCACCGCCAUCAACUUGGCAGGAAAUGGUCUGUCAAUGUGGCUGCUCAUCUUUCGUACCUCUCCCAAAACCCCCUCCAUCAUCUUCAUGAUUAACCUCACCCUCACCGACUUGGCUCUCGGCACCGCCCUGCCCUUCCAGAUCAACUACCAGCUCCACGGCUACAAUUGGGAUCUGGGGCCUAAUAUGUGCAGUUUCCUGACCAUGGUUUUCUUCACCAACAUGUACUGCUCCGUCCUGACGAUGAUGGCCAUCGGCAUUGACCGCUACCUGGGCAUCGUCAGGCCCAUGCUGUUCAGGGAGACCAGGGAGAGGAAGUCCAUCGCCGUCUUUAGCUGCCUUCUGAUGUGGGCCUUGGUGCUGACCGUUCUCAACCCGCUCAUGACCACCGACCUGACCUUCAACAUUCCUGAACUCGGGAUUACCACGUGCUUCGACGUGCUGAAGAAAGACAUGCUCCCCAGCUUGACAGCCUGGGCGACCUUCCUCUUCAGCAUGGCGUUUGUCCUCUUCCUCUUCCCCUUCUGUGUCACAACAUUCUGCUACGUCAGUGUCAUACGCAAACUCUCCAGAGAUUCCAAGACGGCCCAGAAAAGGCGGGCGAUAAAUCUGGCCGUCAUCGUCCUCCUCGUCUUCACGAUCUGCUUUGCGCCCAACAACAUCCUCCUUCUGGCUCACACUGUGCUCAGACUCUUCUAUAAGAAGUCUCUCUACCUGGCCUACAAACUGUCUCUGUGUUUCAGUUGCGUGAAUAGCUGCCUCGAUCCAUUCAUUUACUACUUUGCUUGUAAGGAUUUCAGACAAAAGGUGAGGGAGAUGAUGAACAUGCACAGCCUGAGUAGCGCAGACUCAAUUAGGAUGGAGCACAAGGAGACCUUGUACUCUGGGCAUUAAGCUCAGGGAGGUCAAGCGCAACAGCGCAGGGCGAGAUCUCUUUGAUACCGCAGCCCCCACAAGAAAAACAGAAAGACCUGAGGAAAGGAAGUGAGUGGGAGAGACAGAGUGUGCCAGGGGUUGCAUUGUAUGUGUCAAGGUCUUGCAAUAUCUUUCUAGGGUAGAAGUUCAAAAUCAACCAACAAGUGGUUGAUUUUUUUUUUUUUUUUUUUUUUUAAUGAACAGCUUAGUCUCUUUAGUGAACAAAUGAAUGUCAUUUUGCUUACACAACACAAACCGUUUAUCGCCUCUGUAUUGUAAUAUGUGCCACAAGUGUGGUAACAGAGAAUAUGUAGCAUGACAACAUGUGAAUGAACUGUGAAUUAUAUGUACGCAUUAUUUUAGUUUUAGCUCCCUAAACAUGUUUAUUUUUGUGUCACUGUAUUGUGAUUAUCUGUGAAUGACUUGAUGUAUUUUUUACUAUUCUCUUUCGUUAUAUAAAAAAAAAUAAAUAAAUAAAUCAUUUAUUAGCA